Molecule: messenger RNA, 1422 nt
Organism: Prunus armeniaca (apricot)
Lineage: Eukaryota; Viridiplantae; Streptophyta; Magnoliopsida; Rosales; Rosaceae
Source: the annotation of a GenBank genome assembly
AUGACGACUUUGAUCAGAAAAGUGUGGGAGUCGGUGUCGAGCCGCAAGGGCUCGAACACGGAGACAACGUCAUCGUCAUCUUUGGCGACGUCCUCGACGGCGUGUUUGGGGGCGUUCGAUCGGGUACCGACAGACCUACUGAUGCAAAUCGUGAGACUGGUGGGGCCCAAGGAAGCAGCGAAAUUGAGCGCUGUGUGCAAAGCCUGGAGGUGUCUGGUCUCAGACAAUGAGCUGUGGAUUUUCUUUCUACAGAAUCAGAAGAAGCAGGAAGAGCCUCACUGGGAUUCCUUUCUUUUCUCUGAAACCCAUUUGAGAUCCGGUUACCCACUUCAACCAUUCUGGAGUCAGAUGCCCCAGUUGCCCUUCAUGGCUAUUUAUGGCCAACGAGAGCAAGUUCCUGGUUCUGUUAUCAUUGAUGGGGGCUCUGGCUAUUGCAAGUUUGGCUGGAGUAAAUAUGCUUGCCCAUCUGCGCGGUCAGCAACCUUUUUGGAGUUUGGUAACGUUGAGUCUCCAAUGUACUCUAGACUCCGCCACUUCUUUGUAACUAUUUACAGCAGGAUGCAGGUGAAACCAUCUUCACAGCCAGUGGUUCUGUCUAUACCCAUCUGCCAUUAUGAUGAUACAGAAUCUGCCAAAGCAUCAAGACGACAACUCAAAGAAGCCAUAUAUAAAGUACUCUUUGACAUAAAUGUCCCUGCUGUUUGUGCCAUUAAUCAGGCAACUUUAGCUUUAUACGCAGCAAGAAGGACCUCAGGGAUUGUUGUAAACAUUGGUUUCCAGGUCACUUCUAUUGUUCCAAUUUUAAAUGGUAAAGUAAUGCGCAAGGUGGGCGUGGAAGUUAUGGGAUUGGGAGCUUUAAAGCUUACAGGAUUCCUUAGGGAGCUGAUGCAGCAGAACAAUAUCGGUUUUGAAUCACUGUACACUGUUCGGACUCUGAAAGAGAACUUAUGUUAUGUUGCUGCUGAUUAUGAAGCUGAGCUAUCUAAAAAUACACAAGCGUCAUUUGAAGCCACUGGAGAAGGUUGGUUUACUCUUUCAAAAGAGAGGUUUCAAACAGGAGAAAUCUUAUUCCAGCCACGGCUUGCGGGAGUGCGUACUAUGGGUUUGCACCAGGCUGUUGCUCUUUGUGUGGACCAUUGUCAUUCUGCAGAACUAACAGAUGAUGAUGCUUGGUUCAAGACUGUAGUCUUGUCAGGAGGGAGUGCAUGUUUACCUGGACUUGCAGGAAGGUUAGAGAAGGAGUUACAUGGACUUCUCCCUCCAUCUGUAUCUAAAGGAAUCACAGUCAUUCCCCCUCCAUAUGGUGCAGAUACUGCAUGGUUUGGGGCCAAGCUGAUCAGCAACCUGAGCACCUUCCCCGGUCCUUGGUGCAUGACAAGGAAGCAGUUCCGGCAGAAGCCUAAAGUCAAGCUUAUGUGGUGA